GGGAAGUUCCAAGUUCCAAGGUGUACGACGUAGUUUGAACAUUUAAAAUGAGCCAAAUCAUGCGGAAGGAUUCGUCAAUCGCCACAGCGACUGGUGGCGGACAUCGGCAUCGUUCGAUCGACAUUGGACACGGUGCGACUGGAAGUGAGUCAUCGAUCAUGGAUCUACACCAUCGGACGGCCGGACCUCCACCACGGUCGGCACCACCGACGGGUGCGGGCAGUAGUGGAAAGCUCCCGUUGAUGGAAAAACCUCGCACCAUAAGCGAUAGCGAGUCGGAGAUAAAUUACGAUCUAUUUAACACGAGCAUUCACUCGGCGGAUAGCGGAUCGGCGAUCAUGAAUGCGUCACAGAUUUCCACUACCUCUUGCGAUUCAACGCACAUCAAGAGUGCCAACUUGACUCGCUCACAGAAUGCUGCUGGGUCCUGUCGCUUCCCGAAGCUAGAAGAAUGUGCUCACUUCCAUUAUGAACGAGUACAGCUUGGUAACCUUUCCGUGCAGCUCGAAGGUGAUGAACGUAGUGACUCUCAGCUUGGUCUAGCUUCCGAUCUCACCGCCUCCCAGACAAACUCCAUCGGACCCUCGGGACCGAUAGGUUCUGCUUGCCCCACGAAGAGUGGUAUUAAUCUUUGGUUUAUUAUACGCGUUACCGCUGGCCGAUCGGAUCCAUUCAUGAUUAAGCGCUCGUACGAGAAUAUGUGCUUCCUGGACGAGAUGCUGCACCGGUGCGUGUACGAUCGGCGUGUCAGCGAGCUGGAGAACUUACGAGAUGUGCUAAUAGCCCUUCCGGACGGUGGCGGUGAACAGCGGAUGGAGAGAAGUACGAGCGACGAGCAGCACCUGGAAAAGCUAGUCGGCACCUAUCUGGCCCGGCUGUCGAUGAUUGCUUCGGAUGCGAUGACAUGCGGACCGGUACUGACCUGGCUGCAGAUAGACAACAAAGGUCGUCGGUUGCCCGUAGCGGACGAGCAGACAAUGCGUUGCAUCAACACGCCAGCGGUCGGGGCAGCGUACGGUGUGCGGCGCUACGUGGCACAAGCGUGUGAUGAAAUCUCCAUCGAGGUGGGUGACAUGAUCUCCGUAAUCGACAUGCCAAGUCCGGCUGAAUCUAUCUGGUGGCGAGGCAAGAAAAGUCAUCUGCAAAAGAACCAGUACGAGGUAGGAUUCUUCCCGCAGAGCUGUGUCGCCACGAUCGGCGAUAAGGUGCCACGACAUAUGCCUUUCCCGGCGCCCCUCGUCGGGUCACUCGCUGUGUCUCCCACAAAGCCUGUUCUCCGGAAACACGGCAAACUGAUUGCAUUUUUCCGAAGUUUCAUUCUGUCACGACCUUCGCGCCGACGAUUGAAACAGAGCGGUAUCUACAAGGAACGUGUGUUCUCGUGUGACCUGGGUGAGCAUUUGCUAAACAGUGGACAGGACAUUCCAAUGGUACUGAAGUGUUGUGCCGAGUUUAUCGAGGAGUAUGGUAUCGUCGAUGGUAUCUAUCGGUUAUCGGGCAUUACGUCUAAUAUUCAGAAGCUAAGACGUGCGUUCGAUGAAGAACGCAUUCCUGACCUGACGCAUCCGGACAUUAGACAGGAUAUACAUGCAGUCAGCUCAUUGCUAAAGAUGUAUUUUCGCGAGUUGCCAAAUCCGCUGUGCACAUACCAAUUGUACGAUCAUUUCGUUGAGGCAAUUCAGACCCGCCUCGAAGCACCGACCGAUCUGAAGCUUCGUCUUAUCCGACAAACUGUACAGAAGCUUCCGCCACCACAUUACCGUACCCUGAAGUACCUUGCAACGCAUCUGUUCAAGAUUUCACGUCACUCCUCUAGCACUGGUAUGACUGAGCGCAAUAUUGCUAUCGUUUGGGCACCGAAUUUGCUGCGCAGCCCUGCACUGGAGUCGGGUGGAGUGGCUGCUCUACGCGGCGUUGGUGUUCAGGCUGUUGUGACCGAAUAUCUGAUCAGCAAUUGUGAGCAAAUCUUUGAUGAUACUGCCGAUGAUUUCGGAAGUCAUUACGUUGAAUCGCAACCGAACUCGUUAAGUGAUAGUAACAGCGUACAGAACUAUGGGGGUGCUGGCAGUGAUCAGCAAGAGCUCUCGCUAUCUAUGGAACGUCCGAAGAGUUUGAGCGUCGGAGGUGCAAAGCUGCUUAGUCUGGAAGAAGCACGGAUUCGAAAGAAUUGCAUGGAGCAGAAUGAAAAGACGAUACCAAUCAACAUCACUAACCCUUCUACACACAUUGGUUCUUACAUAGAAGUUGGAGGUGGUCCUUCCAGUCUGCCAGACAAAUAUCACACGGUUCUUCCGGUACCUAGAAGCUGGAAUAAACGAAAAUCGCAUUCGUCCUGGAAAUCGAUCUUCACUCGUCAGCCGCGGCAAUCCAAUAGCAACAGCGAUAUCAAAGGUGGAAUGGCGUCUGGGACAACAUCGGGCAAGAACGCAGCAAUGGUCACAUCAGCGAUGCAACCCGAAAUUGGUAGGUCUAGCUUAGCUGAGGUAGAAGACAAGGACUCUGAUCAUCGACGCAGCGUUAGCAUAAAAGAAAGCUCUAGUGGAUUGUUGGAUAAGAUGGCCAAAAGUUUACUGUUUUCAUCUGGCGUCGAUCUAUUCGAUGGAAAGAAUUUGGCUAUUGACAGCAACUGCGUUCGAUCGAACUCGGUAGAUAGUUUGCGUACUGCAGGACACAGUCGAUCUGUUUCGCACGACUCCUACUUUGAUUUGUUACAGUCCCCCAUACGUGGUGGAACAGUGGCUAAUGGAACGGUGAGCGGAGGUGGAGUCGUCACAUGUCCAUCACGCGAACUGUCCGAAUUGGGUCUGAAUUUUGAUCGAGAAGAGCCUGAAAUGAGAAUAUUCUCCGAAAGUGAAAGUCUUGUGAGCAGCCCGAAGGUUGCGAAAGAGUCGGUACGUCGCACUUUAAGAGCACGGCCGGAAGACUACAUUGGUAGCGGCCAUAGUGUCAACCCUAGCCCAAAGAAGCAGCCGCGACUGAACAUACCCAGUCCUUCGCAGGAAACCAAUAAGCAAUGGAACAUGGCGGCCCUGUCGUCGGGAAGUGGCAGUCUCAGUCAAGACGACGAAAGCCUCUGCAAACGCUACAAGCUAGAAGAUCAACUAAGCGAUAUUCAGUUUAUCGAUUGCAGUACGCCCGAACACACUUCACUCGGUCUCAAUACUGGGGCGCAGGGAGGAUCGACCACAUCCAGCACAACGGUAGUAAACACUAUCUUUACUAGUGCCCAGGUACACAAACCACCGCACCAGGAGGACUCUGCGGACGAACAGCACGACGAUGAAACACUUGCAGUGGGCCUGCGUAACUCCUAUCCUGGUCCGCAGUAUGCAUAUGGGAAGUUCAACUCAUCGCCCGUAAAGGAACUACGCUUUAGCUAUCCUGGAUCUGGCGGAGGUGCUGGUGGAAAAGAAAAAAUAACCAGAAAGGAAAAAUCAUCACACCCAGCGACUGCAACUAAUUCUGUCGUUGAAAAAGUUCAAUCAAUGAGCGUUGACGAACAAAGUCAACCGCAAUCGACCACGCUCGAUGUGAUUGGGUUGAAGAAAAACGAAAGUUCCUUGUAUGAAAGUUUUCUGCUUUCUUCUGGUCAAUCGAAACCUCCGAAAUAUCCUGGCCGUUACAGCUACCACCAUCCCGGCACGUCGGAUGUCGGUCGCGGUAACGGAUCCGGUGGUGGCGCCGGUGCUGAUGGCAGUAGUGAAACAAGAGAAGGCCAACAAUCUUCGGCCGUACCGCGUAGCUGUUCCGAGAACGUGAUUCGCAGAACGGGCCCAGAACUGUUUCCGCCUUCUCAACAAUCUCAUCACCAUCAUCAUCAUCACCAUCACCACCAUCACCAUGGUCAGUCCAAGCAACAGUUGACGACCGUACACCCACCACCGCCACCAUCAGCACCGUCGUCAUGUACCGGGGCGAAAGCCAGCACUCCGCAAUCGCCUCCAGUUCCGAGUCCGUGCUACUCGUUGCUGAUCGGUUCAACCAGUUCCGAUACCACGAGCAAUAGUAACAUCACCACGCCCGUGUAUGACGACAUGGACAUUACAGGUGACUUCACUGCCCAUCUGGAACAACAGCAAAAUGCCAAAGAAACGCCCGUCGAUGAUUCACCGAACACUACGCCCGCUGGCGUAAAAUCGACGACUGUAAAAAAACACGACCUGAAAGCAAUGAAACGGGAACUUUCGCUUGAUCUAAGUGGUACAUCUACGAAGUUAACCGGUUCGGCAAACUUCACCUCGGACAAUACGACAACCAACACUAGUCAAUCCCUGACCCCUAGCGAUUUUGCUUACCAGAACCUUAACCCAGACCUAUCACCGAACGGUGGUCUAGGUACAACCGGCGAAGGUUCCGUGAUUGAGAUGACCAGCUUUAGCCAGAAGGCAGCCAAAUCACCAGGUACGCCAAUCAAAGCCACCAUCAAUAUUACGUACAAUGUCCGUUCACCCGUUCGCAAAGAGCAGGAAGGAAACGUUUUUCGAUCCUGCUCGCCACCGAGGAUCGUGGACGAAUGUUUGACCACGAGUUCAGAUUUAAUUGCGGAAGAAGAAUACCAGCGCGAACGUCGUAGCAUCUACGAAAAUAUACUCGUCCCGACGGUUGAGGAGGACGAAGAAAAGGAUGAAGCGAUAGAUGACACAUCGCCGUCGAAGCGUUUGCUGGAAACUAACUUUGACGAAACGAUGGUAUACGAACAGGUAAAGUUUUUGAAAAACGUUGUCUCCGAAGUGAACCAUCUCGUGAAGAGCCAAGCUGAAGCUAAACCAAUGGAAGAGCAGAGUGAUAGUGAGGAAGCGGCAGUGGCACAGCGAAUAGUACCUGAUCUGAAACCCUCGGUCACGAAGGAUGUAGCCUCAACUACUGUCCUGAAAGAAACAUCCACCGUAGAAGAUGGAAUUAACAAUAAUCACAACGAUAAUAGUAUCGUAGCGAAAAAUGAUGGAAACAUUCGGAAACAGCAUUGCUGUGACCGAAAAGCAGAGAAAACAACGAAUGGUGUGAUACCCAUGAACGAGGAAGAAAGCGAAGAUGUCCCCAUGUCGGACGUUAAUGAGGACAGCUUAGAGUUUGACAACACAGACGUAUCGCUGUACGAGAAUGUGGAACUGCGGAAGAAAUCCAACUAUCCACUGUAUGAGAAUGUAGAACGCUCCAACACAGUGCAGUCGUGUUCACCGCCAACCGCAAACAAUCCGACGGAUACACUGAAAUCGGUAUUGACGGAGGAUGAGUUCUCUUCCCUGUGUGCGGACAGAAGUGAUCUGGACAACGAAAUGGAAUACCGGAUAGAAAUUCCACCCAAAAUAGAGCUGACGGUGUCCCCGAAAACGAAGAUGAUGGUAACGGACGCACCGGAUGCGGUAGAGACGGUCGUGAGCGUUAAACAACUGGCAACGAAAUUCGAAACCAGUCCGGUAGAUGUCACUCCACCGUUUGAUUUCAGCGGCAUCAACCGUGGCCACAAUCAUCAUUUUAGAUCAUCGUUAAACAAUGGCAAUUACGGUGCAAGCGAACGAGUAAUGAUUCGCAAUAAAUCUGCCACCAACAAUGGUGGUUCUGGUGGCGUUAAAGAUGAUCGAAAUGCGUUUGCAAGCUUUACACGAAGUCUUGACGAGAAUGCGUUCGUGCGCGAGUUUGGCAGCGGUCGGGGACGUUUGGAAGGUGGUGGAGCAUUUGUCGUUGUAGGAAAUACCGCUUUCAACAAAAGCAGUCAGCAGAUACAGGCGGUGGAAAAGAACAUUCUUAACGAGAACAAUCCAAAUCGACGAAAGUCGCUAGAACUGUCGUUAUCUGCACGCCCUCGUAGCAUGAAUCAACCAAAGAAACUGCCCCCACUAGGCCCCAGCGGAGCUUCAAUGGGUGUGGAAAAUGUGGAUAUGAACGGUGCUGAUGACGGUAGUACAAAGGGCAAAGCAACGUCCGAGUGUUGCCGCUCGAAGGCCUUGCAACUUAGCAGUGGUGGUCACAAACAGACCAUUGGCGGUAGUCCGACCGAAUCGUCCAGCAUGAAGCUAGAUCUCUCGAUGAAAAUCGAAGAUACCAAAGAAGCGCGCGCCUAUAAUGUGCGCAUUACGCCGACCACAGAGAAUCGGAUAUCGCUGGUGCAGUACAACUAUUGUGAUGGGCCCACAAAUAACAGUGGCACAGACAGUGUGAUGACGGACGGUGGGACUGGUUCUCCCACCGGAACACCAUUGAUGCGUGUGGUGGGUGGCCGCAAGAGUGAAAACUAUGCAGAUGAUGAUCGAAACAGCCUGACAAGCUUGAAGAUGCUUGGCAGCUGCAAACUCGAUCGCUCGCGGAUCGAAAAGAUUAAGGAGGAGAGGCGACACCAGCUGAGCGAAAAAUAUCGUUCCGAGUCUUUUAAGGGUGAACGGGCAGACUACGGUGGCGGUGCGAAUGGAAAGCUAAAGUCAAAAUCCAAAUCUGAACUACGGGAAUUCAAGGAAGGUGACGUGGUAGCAGACCGGGCAGACAAGAAGUAUGAUUCGUUGCGCUUCCGCUCAAAAUCCCGUGCCGAAUUGCUUUCGUCCGAUGGUCCCUUCCCGUUGGUCGAUUCGGGCUGCAAUCCCGUAACAGGAAAGAUAGCAUCGUCGUCGUUAAACACGGUCGCCGUCACAACGCAGCCGGCAGGACUUCGUCCAACGGCACCAAACCGUACCAGACGCAUCAGCGAUGAAAAAAAUCAAAACGAUCUACCAUCGGUGGCUAAUGCUGCUGCAGGUCCGAUCGCAAGCGACGCUUCGAUGUCACAGGUGUGCGAUAACAAGUUCGAACUAAAAACACGCCAAAAGUUUGAUGUCAAACGUAGCAGCAUGGACUAUCCCGUUUCGUCCGCGCCAUCUAGCUCAACGAACGACGGCAAAGACAUACAACCGCCGCAACAACGCGAUCAGCGGCACAGCUUCAGCAAUGGCCGGAGCGGUAUUGUCGUGACACGAAGCAAUUCUUCUAGCAGCAGCAGUGCGCAACGAGAUCGUUGCUCGCCUCCAAUUUCCAUUAAAGACGUUGCCGCAAUGUUUGAAUCGAGAUCGCAACAGAAUCAAUCUUAACGACCACCAAACCAUGCAGAAAAAUGGACAAAAUACAGCGGAACUAGUACACUAUUGUUUAUACACAACUAAUAUGACGAUUGUCGUGAUGAGAGAAGCUACAUACUAUUUAUUACAAUACAUUAAAGAAGUUUUCCUAAACCUAUUAUACUACAGUCAACGGUAACUCAGGUGUUGAAUGAGUAUUCACCAUUUAUGUGCAGCUAUGAUAGUGAAUGUCAUUAUUACGGUAAAACGAUACAACCCAGUUGAAAUAGGAGCAGCGAGAAUCAAACGUUGACAGCGGGCAGCGGAUUGCACUGUCGGUUGAAAGAUUUCUUGCAGUUGUGUGCUAGCGGGACUCUUUUGUUUCCCGUUGCACUCAGUAUUUCUUAUAAGAAUGUGGCCAAAUUUAGCUAAACUAUUGAACAUUGAUACUUUUUCCUUCUUAUACUGUUCACCUAAUUCAGCAAAUGAGGUGUUUGAAAGCAUCAAAAAUGAAACAGAGUAGUUAAAUGGAAAUGAUAUAAGAAAAUAAAUUGGUAGUGAAGCGUUACAUUAACCAAUGGAGAAAGACAGAAUAAAUUUUGAGCGAAGACUAUGAAAGCAAGUAGCACACGUAAUCUUUAAAUGCCGCUGCUAGACCAGCACGAAAAUUGUCGAUAGGCGAAAGUCAGCUCUAAAGGCAUACUGCAUACAUAAGUUGUAUAUAGAUUUUAUGUUACUAAUAGUAUGUUAUUGAUUAACAACUAAUUCGCACUCACUUUGAUGAGAUUUCCCGUUAAUCACUCAUUACGUUCUGAAGAGUGCAGUUAUCUACCGAUACACAAUGCAUACAGUUGUGCGAGGAUAAAAAAUAAACACAUCACAAGUUGUUUUAUCAUUUUAUAUAGUUUAGCAAAUUUGCUUAACAACUCCUGUGUUCAUGUAACAUGCGAAAGAUAAGGAAUAGUUUCGUAUUAGUAUAAAAAAGAACAUGCCAAAUGUUCAAAGAAUGUUCUACUUCAAUGAGAUUUUCUUUUGGUGUUACUUUUAAACAACGGUCCAAGGAACAGUUUAAAGCUUUGCUUAAGUUUAUCGUUUAAGCAUCUUUGAAACAUACGGUUUCGGUUUAUUCGGCUUACAAUCACUGUCGGUUUAUUGUUUGUUAUGAAAAUUGUUUGAUAGAAAUAUUUACUCUUUGUUAUUGAUCACUGCAUACUGUGUUAUAAUUUGAUAGAAGUGAAAAACACCGCUUUGGGGAAAGAAAGUGAAUUGAACAAGCAUAUUAUAAAGAUUUCAAGGAACCACCACAGAACAGAGAUGAACAGAAGAAAGAAGAUUGAUUGUGUGUAAGAGAGACAAUAAAGGCAGCAGAUAUUAGAAAACCCCAUCAGACAAUUCGGGAAGAUGAUAAAAUUCGUCAGUAACAAAACAUUAUUCGUGGUAGAGAAAGUAGAGAAAAGGUUUAUACAAACAUCUACAAUUCUUCAACCCAAGGCCAACACUAAUAGGAGCUGCAUGUGGGCAGAACAUUUUUCUAAUCUUCCAAUCGUUUUGUACUUUGACUAAAAAAACGAUAGAGUUCCAUCAUUUUGUGUAGGCAACAUAAAUGCAAGACGAAUUGUAAACUAAUUGUGGAGGGUAAGCUAGGUAUUGAUAUUUUUUAGAAUUUCGUAAACGACGAACAAAGGAUGCUUAUAUUAAUCACUUUUUACCAGACAUAAAACUACAAUUUGCAUUGCCAUUGCUAUCGAUCGCUUUCCCUUGUCAGGAGUAUAUCGUGGUUCGCCUUGAUUUCUGCUUGAAAUCGUUUGAAGCUUCACUCUGUAAAUAUAUGAAAUAGUAAAAGAACUGAAUUUCAAUGAAUACAGGCUCUAAACUGCUAAUGGGAAACGGAAUAAAUUUUGCUUAAUAAUUGUGUGACGAUAUUGAUACAAUCUCUUUCUGCCUGUUCAGCCAUCCCGUGCUUUUUGACUUACCAAACUAUUAAACAUAGUUUUUUUCCAUGAUAGAGCGUGCUGGGUGACAAACUGUUCGAAACAAUAAUGCAUAAGUAGGUCGUUAGGCCGUUAGGAAUGUGAAUCAGAACGGGAACUGACUAUGAGGAAUGAAACAACACACUUCUAAACAUGGUGCAGAUUUGAAUGCAAUGAACUGAUAUUGAAAGAGAAACCAGCAACGUGUUAAAAGUAAAUAGAAAUGCAAGGAAAUGAUAGUUGAUGAUUACAUACUACACGAAACGAUAUAAUACGAACUUUUUUUGUGGUUCUAUACCAGAUUAACAACAUAAAAUACAUUACUAAACGUCAAACAGCUGUACAAUCGUCGACAUUGCGUUGCUUCUUAAUACACCUUUUUUUAGAUUUAUUGUUUCUCGUACAUGUUAGAGCAAAUGCUUCUUAAAAGGAUAUUCUAUUUGCUUGAAAUAUGGAACACGGUUUGAUGGGGGAAGGUAAUGCUUGGUGUGUUAACAUAAAGAUAUAGUGAAAUGUGAAUUUACCGAGCGAAUGGUAAAAUUAAUAUGCAGAUGCAGAUGGUCUAGUGAGGUGACGUACGAUAGCAAUAGGGAGAGCUCGUUUUAAGCUCUCAGUGUGAAAUAGUAGUAAAAAUGAGGAAUGAACAAAAUAAAUCUGGCAUCGUGAGCGUGCGUGUGAUUUUGUGAGCGUUUGUACGAAAAAAGUUACAGAAUGAAAGCAAACUUCAAAAGAAGCAGAGAAAAGGGAAAGCUAGAUCAAACGGACAUAAGUAAUUGCAUGAAAGCCGUCAUGAAAAUGUUGAACGUUUGCUUUUCUUGUUUUGUUCCGACCCGGUAAAAGGUGCGUGCUUUUCCAGUGCGUUAAAAACAAAACAAUUUUGCAAGAGUUAUAAAUAAAGAAACCGAAAAAAUGUAA
This is a messenger RNA of Anopheles funestus (African malaria mosquito), 9907 nucleotides long. It is a transcript of the gene CdGAPr, whose product is annotated as GTPase-activating protein CdGAPr. Gene Ontology annotation, molecular function: GTPase activator activity; protein binding. NCBI's taxonomy places the organism in Eukaryota, Metazoa, Arthropoda, Insecta, Diptera, Culicidae. Bases 48 to 7055 code for a protein of 2335 amino acids. The transcript is spliced from 7 exons. The record is from RefSeq and is a predicted model, not a curated record. Gene Ontology annotation, biological process: small GTPase-mediated signal transduction.